GCUCAAAAAGGCUGCAAAUUAAAGACAACAGUAGAUUAAACAACUUGAAGGAAAAUACAAAUAUAAUGUCACACAAAGAUUAAGUUCAGGGCAUAUUAUGUAGGAGCAACGCUUUGAGUUUACUGCCAUUUAUGUUUAUUUUAAUUUGAAGAAGAUUCUGUAAAAUGACGUUGUUGAGUCCAGUUCCAGGUUUUAGCUCGAAUACGUCACGUAUUGUCGGGGGCAAGGGCGAAGUGCUUAACCUAGUUGGGGACAUAUAAGCGAUUCUGUUGUUCUUAUAUAGCAAUCAUUUACAAGCUACAGGUUACCGGUGAUUUAUCAGCUGAAUGGUAUGAAUAACGUUUUAAGUAGCCGCGUCUUCUUUGGUACUUGUAGUUUUUGUCGAUGUUUUCUGAGAAGACACAGAGCUUCGCCACAUGUCACCGAACCACGGGGGAAGACUACUACCGUCAGUCACAGGGAUGCUAGGAUAGAGCUGUCGCGUUUUUAUGCAUCAUCGCAAGCACCAUGUUCAAUAAAACUACCGAAUAACCGGCAAAUAUCGGAUAAGAUUGGCGGUGCUAUGAAUGUGUUUGAUAGGAACAUGAAACGGAGACAGAAGCAGUGGGCUGCCUCCUUGGAAGACCCAGAUAAAUACGAGUACCUCAAAAACGAGGUUGGCAGCAGAGUCGCAGACCGGGUGUAUGAUAUUGCAAGAACGUUUCCUUUGGCUUUGGAUGUAGGCUGCGGACGAAGUCACAUUGCUGAGCACUUGAGCAAGGAUGUAGUUGAGAGGCUCUUUUUGACAGACAUCUCUGAAGACACUUUGAAGCUGAGGAGGCAGAGUGACAUUCCAGUGCGCUGUAUCCUGGCAGAUGAGGAGUUUCUGCCCUUCAGAGAGAACACGUUUGAUUUAGUGAUGAGCAGUUUAAGCUUGCACUGGAUUAAUGAUCUUCCUGGAGCUUUGCGUCAGAUCUUCCACGUCCUGAAGCCAGAUGGGGUGUUCAUUGGGGCCAUGGUUGGUGGAGAGACCCUGUAUGAACUGCGCUGUUCCCUGCAGUUGGCGGAGAUCGAGAGGGAAGGAGGUUUUUCCCCUCACGUGUCUCCAUACACCGCAGUCACUGACCUGGGCAACAUCCUUGGUCAAGUUGGAUUCAACAUGCUAACUGUGGACAUCGACAACAUUCACAUCCAUUAUCCAGGAGUCUUUGAAGUUAUGAGUGACCUACAAGCAAUGGGUGAAAGUAACUGUGCUUGGAACAGGAAGACCAUGUUGCACAGAGAUACUAUAUUAGCCGCUGCUGCUAUCUAUAAAGAAAUGUAUGGCUGUGAUGACGGUUCGGUGCCAGCUACUUUCGAGAUCUUGUUCAUGAUUGGCUGGAAGCCUCAUGAAUCACAGGCAAAACCAGCUAGAAGAGGCUCAGCGAACAUCUCGUUUGGUGACCUUGGAAAGAUCAAUCAGUCCCCUUCCAUGGACAAACCAAAGGAACGGUGAAAGAGUGGUUUGAUAUACUUCCCAUUGUCGAGAAGAAAUCCUUCUUAUUCUUUGAGUAAACAAUAAUCAUUAUGUCCCUGAUUCAACGUCAAGCAGUUUGCACAUGCAUAAUUUAUACUGCAUUGUACUGAAUUAUCUAGGGAGACAUUACUAAAGCUUUUACGCAAACUCCCUUUAUUGUAAAUCUCUUUCCAACAGGGGCACUUAAUUACCAAUCUGUAUUCUGUAUUAGGGAUUUUUGUCGUGUACGUUCUUAAGACAGAAUAUGAACAUUAAACCACCUUGCAUCAGUCGA
This is a messenger RNA of Brienomyrus brachyistius, 1769 nucleotides long. It is a transcript of the gene ndufaf5, whose product is annotated as NADH:ubiquinone oxidoreductase complex assembly factor 5. The transcript is spliced from 11 exons. The record is from RefSeq and is a predicted model, not a curated record. NCBI's taxonomy places the organism in Eukaryota, Metazoa, Chordata, Actinopteri, Osteoglossiformes, Mormyridae. Gene Ontology annotation, biological process: mitochondrial respiratory chain complex I assembly. Gene Ontology annotation, cellular component: mitochondrion. Gene Ontology annotation, molecular function: S-adenosylmethionine-dependent methyltransferase activity. Bases 332 to 1474 code for a protein of 380 amino acids.